AUGGCGACCGCCGUGGCGUCGCAGCCGCGCCACCUCCCCAUCGGCGCCGGCGGAGAGCCCAGGUGCACGGCCAGCACAUCGAAGGUUCAUACUCUGGAGAAAGUAUAUGGUUUCAGAUUCGUAUGUAGAAGCAUUGUUGAUGUAAAGAGCUACAAAUUCCAUUCCCGCAUUUCAAAGAGGAAGUGCUACUUGAGGAACUCACCGUCGGAGUGUGAUAGGACCAUCCACAGUGCUAGAUGGUUGGAGUUUCGGAGACACAAGGGACUCUUCCAGAGAACUAGAAGGAUGGUUCACAUUAUUCCGUUGGCUUCUGACGAUGAUGGCAACCAUGUAUCUGUUAAUGGAGCUCCGCAAGUUGGUUCAACAAGCAACAUUGAUGAAAUAAGGUUGAAAUUGAAUAAAGCAUUGCAGAGUGAAGAUAUCAGCAAUGGACUCGUCCAGUCAGUACAUGAUGCUGCAAGAUCUAUUGAGUUGGCUUUCAUAGAGCACAGCAAAUCGUCAAAGAGCUCGUGGUUUCCAAAGACAUGGCUGGGUGUUGAGAACAAUGCUUGGAUAAAAUCACUGUCUUACCAGGCUGCUGUAGACUCAUUGUUGCAAGCAGUUAUUGAUGUUUCAUCUCGUGGGAAUGGCAGAGAUAGAGAUAUUAAUGUGUUUGUUCAACGGAGUUUGUCCCGCCUGCUCACCCCCCUCGAGAGUGUUAUCAAGAAUGAAUUGUCUAAGAGGGAACCUACAUUGUAUGAAUGGUAUUCGUCCGAUCAAAAUCCUUUGGUGGUGAGACAAUUUGUAAACAUUUUUGAAAAUGAUCCAAUGUUUAACUCUGCUACAGCAAUAGAAAUUUUGUAUAAUUUUGGUCCUCGUGCUGCUGUUCCUAAACUUGGUAAUGAUCAUGGACUUGAGAUAUCAUUUUGGAUUGAACUGGUUCAGAAACAAUUACUCCGGGCACUUGAUCGUGAAAAGAUAUGGUCAAGACUGACAACAAGUGAAAGUAUUGAGGUUCUGGAAAAGGAUCUUGCAAUAUUUGGUUUUUUCAUUGCUUUGGGCAGAAGCACACAAGGAUAUUUGUCUUCCAAGGGUCUGACUGAUUUGGAUGAUUCACUGAAUGGUAUUUUAAGGUAUCUUAUUGGUGGGAGUGUACUAUAUUAUCCACAGCUGUCCUCGAUUAGUUCAUAUCAACUGUAUGUGGAGGUAGUCUGUGAAGAGCUCGAGUGGCUUCCUUUUUACAAUGAUGAUGUUCCAAGUGCAAAAACUGAUACUGAAGGUAGAGAAGAAGUGUCUAAAGGAGAAGUCAUAUCAAGAGUCCUAAAUGUGUGCUCUUACUGGAUGACUAGUUUUAUAAAGUACAGCUCAUGGCUUGAGAACCCUUCAAAUGUGAAGGCAGCAAAAUUCCUUUCUAAGGGACAUGCUAUGCUGAGUGACUGCAUGAAGGAGCUUGACAUAUCAAGAAAUAAUAUGUCAAAAGGCUGUGGCUUCCAAGAACCUGAAGAAGAAUUGGAUACUAGAACAGAGUUAGCUUCCUUUGACAAGUCACUUGAAAGUGUUGAAGAAGCUUUGGUUAAGUUAGAAAAUUUGCUCCAAGAAUUACAUGUUUCCAGUUCAAACUCUGGUAAGGAGGAUCUACAGGCUGCAUGCUCUGAUCUUGAAAUGAUAAGAAGACUGAAGAAAGAAGCUGAGUUUCUUGAGGCAUCCUUUCGAGCAAAAGCAGAAUAUCUGGAGGCCGAUGCACCUGCAGAGGAAGGACGUGUAAAUACUGGUAGCAGGACGAACGAUACAUCAGCACCACAAAAAUCAGGAAGCAGGGUGGAUAAUAAACGCCGUCCAUUUUGGGACUUCUUUGGUCGGUCUUUGGGAAAGAAAGUUGAUCCAGCUCUUGCAGAUCAGGAUGGCACUUUCGCCAAUGUGGAGAAGAAAGAUGCGGAGUCAAAUGACAUCCUCCGCUUUGAACAGUUAAGGCGUGAGCUGAUUGAGUUAGAAAAGCGAGUGCAGAAGAGUGCAGAUGAAGCUCAAAAGGAGGAGGAGAUGGUUGUCGCAGACGAAACAACUGCACCAUCGCCUGGUUCAUCAGUUCCUUCCGGUCAGGCUACCAAGAAAGAAAAUGUCAUAACUAAAUCAGUGGAGAAGGUCAAGGAGACUACAACGACUGUGUUGCAGGGGACACAACUCUUAGCAAUUGAUACAGGAGCUGCUAUGGGUUUGCUAAAAAGAGCUCUUAUUGGGGAUGAACUAACUCAGAAGGAAAAGCAGGCUCUUCAAAGAACCCUGACGGAUUUGGCAUCUGUUGUUCCUAUAGGAAUACUCAUGCUUUUGCCACUCACCGCUGUUGGUCAUGCUGCUAUUUUGGCUUUCAUCCAGAGAUAUGUGCCAUCGAUGAUCCCGUCCACAUAUGCUCCCGAUAGGUUGGAUCUCCUUAGGCAGCUUGAGAAGGUGAAGGAAAUGGAAGUUGCUGAAGGCAGCAGUGAAGAUAUAUUGGAGGCCGUUGGUUCAAGAACUGAACAAGUUGCUGCGCAGCAGACCUCCCCUGUUGGCCUCCACAGCAACGGCGAUGGUGGCGACUCUGAAGAUUGGGAGGAGAAGUUCUUCCCGACGUCACCAAAAUCGAGUAUGAGAGUUAAAAUGUUCUGCGGAUGUGUGGAUGAACUUGAGAGCCAACUCUCUAAACACGGAAGCCUUACAAAACUCUACUUUUAUCAGCGGCAUCUUACCACAGUUAAUAAAAUUUGUAGACAUACUAUCUCUUAUGUGGAGUCCCUUAUUGAGUCUAUCAUGGGUGGAUUAGAAGGUUUGAUAAAUAUUCUAGAUUCAAAAGAUGUGCAGCUGCUGCAUACAGUAUUUAUGGUAGAUUGCUACGAAAUUGAGAUACCAGAACGACGAGUUGCCUUUACUGUGCCACACACAAGCGGACGCAGCAAGUGCAAUGGUGGCGCAGGACAGCCGAGUGGACAGUGUGGCCGUGUGGCAUGCUACCACCAAGCGCAUAUUGCAUCAGGCAUGCAAGCGUGCAGACUGCCCUCACUCACCGCACGAUCUGACAGCCCAGUGCUCAGUGACAGUACCAAGCAGCAAAUAGUAGGAGUUCCAAUUCAUGGCUGA
Messenger RNA from Miscanthus lutarioriparius, 3087 nucleotides. The record is from the annotation of a GenBank genome assembly. Lineage: Eukaryota; Viridiplantae; Streptophyta; Magnoliopsida; Poales; Poaceae.